Misgurnus anguillicaudatus (oriental weatherfish) is the source of this 5262-nucleotide messenger RNA. Lineage: Eukaryota; Metazoa; Chordata; Actinopteri; Cypriniformes; Cobitidae. The record is from RefSeq and is a predicted model, not a curated record.
AAUUCUGGCUUGAUGUUUGGUCCACCUGUUAGCUGGCUCUGGUGCUUGGUAGUCUUCUCAAACCUCUGAAUCAAGACCACCAUGAGAGGCCUUCUGAAGACCAUCAUUACGCUUCAGAUCCAGUUGUCUUUACUUUGAGCCUACCACAAUCCCUGUGCACCAGCUAUGGAAAGUGCAGACCAAACUUCUACCUCCACCUAUAGAACUGAACUGGAGUCUAUGAACUAAUGCUGUGUUCGAGACAACUUGGAUGUUGGAUAUUAUUGACCUUAAACCCGUAAGAAGUCAGGAACAGGAAACAAAGUGGAGUAUCCGACCUCUCAACUUGGACCAGAUCGAUCAACACCGACCUCAACGAGAUGCGUCAUUUGACAUUGCAGACAAGGUGGUGGCUAGCCUUUCACAGCCUUACAUGAACCGCAAACAAACUUUAAACAGCACGUAAUAUAGAUGAACAUGAAUGUUAAAUUAUCCAGUAACCGUUUUCUGCCAUAAUUGGCACAAGAGCACAAACUUCUCCUGGCGUCUCAUUAUGUGGUAAACACGCAAAUGUGAUACGUGAUUGACUGGAAUGCAUUGAGGUCGGAGGUAGGAUAUUUAAUGACAUAACAUCAGAAAUCAGAGUUGUCUGUAACACUGCACAAUAUUUCACCUAAUUGUUAGCACCUGAUUAUCAUGUUUUUAACACAACCAUUGAUUGGUCACACGGAUGAAGGCAGCAAGCAGAGACAUUUGUCCUUUGUAUCUCUCUCAAAAAAAUUAAUCUAUUUUUAAUGUUAAAAAACACUUACAGUAGACUGUGUUAGAUAACUGUGCUCUUGGAAGUCAGCUUAAGUGAACAAAUGGUAAUGUUAAUGAAAAGUUCAUUUUUGUCACUGUUGCAAACUAACCACCACACAGAAUAUGAAGAAUAGCCAGAACUGUGGUAAUAAGCUAGCCCUAAAAUGUUGUGAGAAUCUUGAUGUAUUGGACACAGGUGUGUAGUAUCUGUUAUAUAUUGACGGUUGACAGGUUUGUUUGCAUGUAAUUGCAUUAUUAAUUUGGUGUUGAUAGUCCAAUGUUGAUUUGGGAGAAAUAUUUAAUUUCUUUUCUUUUUAGAUCCUUUCUCUUUUUAAUGCAGCACUUAAGGAUGAACCACCCUGAUCUACUAAGAUGCACAGAUUCAACUCUGGCCCAGCAUCAUCCCCAUACCUCAUCUGCCAUCAGUUCAAUUUAAUUGGAGUCAUUUUAUUUUCAUAAUAUUUCAUAAUGCCCAACAUGAAAGCGAUCGGGAAGCUGUGGAGGAGCCGCUGCCCGGCCUUCGCAGAUUCAGCAUGCCCAACAUCACCCUGGACCCAGACGUUCGCAGGCGACUGAGGCGUACCACAACCAAACCCCCAACGCGAUGCAGCUCCGCGGAGCGCGUUCGGGUAAACAAAGACGCCAUCGCCCAGCAUGAAAGCGGUAAGACUCCGCUUGUUAUUGUAACAUGUACUACUUGCUACAUGUAUAGUUUAGCUUCUGCCGUUAGCAUAGAUGGGUUUACAUGCACUAAGUGUAUUGAAGUAUUAAGAUUAACUGAGAAGGUUGCUGAACUAGAAUCGCGCAUCCGAACGCUAGUUGAGGAUAGCAAAACCGCUAAUGUUACUGUUGUAAAUACUGUAUCGAGCGAAAAGACUAAUGGCUCGGUUCCGACAUCAGAUGCUAAUGUAAACAUUACAAACAAUGUAUCGAGCGCACAUAGUGUUCCGACAUCAGAUGCUAAUGUAAACAUUAUAAAUACUGUAUCGAGCGCGCAUAGUGUUUAUCAUAAUACACAUGGCUCGGUUCCGACAUCAGAGUCAAGUCGGCGGUCUAACUGGGUGACUGUCAGGCGGCAUAGUCAUAUACGGCGUCCAUCUAAGACCCAUAACGUUACGGUACUUUCUAACAGAUUCGAUCCCCUAAGGAAUACACUAGCUGAAACACCUGUUAAAAGUGCCCUGGUCAUUGGAGAUUCUAUACUCAGGAACACUAACAUUGAGGCACCAAACACCCUAGUCGACUGUAUACCGGGAGCCAGAACGUCUGACAUUAGAUCCAAACUUAAAGUGCUGGCUAAUGCUAAACGGAAGUUUUCUAAGAUUGUUAUUCACGCCGGAACAAAUGACACCAGACUCCGACAGUCGGAAAUCACCAAAGAUAAUAUUAAGGAGAUGUGUGAAAUUGCAAAAACAAUGUCAGACAAUGUAAUAUGCUCUGGUCCCCUCCCCGCCUACCGGGGAGAUGAAACACAUAGUAGAUUAGUGUCUCUCAAUGGCUGGAUGUCAAAGUGGUGCCCUCAGCAUAAUGUAGGGUUUAUAGACAAUUGGAAGCAUUUCUGGGGUAGACCAUUUCUCCUAACCCGAGAUGGCCUUCAUCCGACAUCAGAAGGAAGUGCUAUACUCACCAGAAAUCUGAUUAAUAUUCUUAAUUCUGAUAUAGUAUGACUAUCCAGGGCCCAGGUCAGGAAACAGACGGAUCAGCUUAACUGUCCGUCUGUUAGCUGGCAUGAUAUGUCUAGAUCACAUAUAUCCCAGUACUUCGAGUCGAUCUUACCAGAAUAUCAACACAUUUCAACUGUAUCUGUUCCCCGAACAAGCAAAUACAGAGCACCGCUUGCCACAUCACGUACAAAUUUGACCAACAUAAAAUUAGAAAACAAUACAUUACAAGAUGAACCUCGAAUGUUAAAAUUCGGCCUUCUUAACAUUAGAUCGCUUACCAAUAAAGAACCUAUUGUUAAUGAAAUAAUUAAUGACCAAAACUUAGAUGCACUCUGUUUAACAGAAACCUGGCUUAAAGCAGACGACUACAUUAGUUUAAACGAAUCCACCCCACAAGACUAUUAUUAUAAACACGAACCUAGGUUAAAGGGGAGAGGGGGUGGUGUAGCUACAAUAUACAACAAAAUUUUUAAAGUAAACCAAAAAUCUGAACUAAAAUUUAAAUCAUUUGAACUAAUGUUGUUAAAUAUGGAAAUAACUGAUCGUAACCACAAACAGCUCUCUUUUGCCUUAGCUACAAUCUAUAGACCUCCGGGCCACCAUGCAGAUUUCCUUAAAGAAAUAGCAGAUUUUCUGUCUGAGCUUGUAGUCACUGUAGAUAAAGCUCUUAUCGUUGGUGAUUUUAAUAUUCAUGUGGAUAACCAUAAAGAUGCAUUAGGACGUGCGUUUAUGGAUGUUCUAAAUUCUCUCAAUAUUAGACAAAACGUGACAGGGCCAACGCAUACUCGUAAGCACACAUUAGACUUAAUUCUGUCACUCGGGCUUAAUAUUAAUGACAUCAAAAUAUCACCUCAGAGUGAUGCAGUUUCUGACCAUUACCUUGUGUCAUACACUGUACUUCUAGAUAGGAUCAUUCAAUCCACAACAUGCUACAGAUUAGCCAGAACAAUAAUUUCCACCACUAAAGAUAGCUUUAUUAGCACUCUUCCAGACCUGUCCCAAAUUAAACAUGCAGAUAACUGUGAUGAUCUAGAUAUUGUAAUAGAAAACCUAAACAAUGUCUGUUCUAACACAUUGGAUGCCGUUGCUCCCAUUCGAAAAAAGAGAAUCAAAGAAAAACCGCCAGCUCCAUGGUAUGAUCAUCACACCGCAGCUCUUAAAAAGGCAACUAGGAAAAUGGAAAGAAAUUAUAGAAGCACAAAAUUAGAAGUAUGGCGUGCAGCAUGGAAAGAUAGUGUUAAACACUACAGACAGGCUAUUAAAACCGCCAGAUCUACCUAUCUUAGCAAGCUUAUAAAUGAGAAUCAUAAUAACCCUCGUUUCCUCUUUAGCACCGUUGCAAAACUGACUAGAAACAAAGAACAAACAGAAACCAAUAGUAAACUCCAACACAAUAGUAACGACUUCAUGAACUUCUUUUCUAACAAAAUUACGGCUAUAAGGGAAAACAUCGUAGCUACACAGGCAGCCACCACUCUACCCGUUAGUUCACUUAACACUAGACUACCACACGAACAUCUUGAUUCAUUUAAACCUACUACAAUAGAAGAGCUCUCUAAACUAGUAACGUCAUCCAAAUCAUCGUCCUGUAUAUUAGACCCCGUUCCCACAAAACUACUUAAAGAGGUAUUUCCUGUAGUGUCAACCCCGGUUCUAAAUAUCUUUAACUCAUCGCUAGAAAUAGGAUACGUUCCAACAUCUUUCAAACUAGCAGUUAUUAAACCGCUGAUUAAAAAACCACAGCUUGAUCAGGGAGAGCUUAAUAACUUUAGACCAAUCUCAAAUCUCCCUUUUUUUCCGAAAAUAUUAGAAAAGGUAGUGGCAAGCCAGUUACGCACAUUUUUGACAAAUAAUAGUACAUAUGAAAAGUUCCAAUCAGGAUUCAGGCCCCACCAUAGCACAGAGACAGCGUUGCUUAGAGUUACAAAUGACCUCCUAUUAACAUCCGAUCGUGGUGAAAUCUCAAUUCUUAUAUUAUUAGACCUUAGUGCAGCCUUUGACACAAUAGAUCAUACAAUCUUACUCAAUAGACUAGAAAACUAUGUUGGUAUCAGUGGUCAGGCGCUAGCAUGGUUUAGGUCGUAUCUAACCAAUCGCUAUCACUUUGUUUAUGUAAACGAGGAAGAGUCAUAUCACUCCCUGGUUAAAUACGGUGUACCGCAGGGAUCGGUUUUAGGUCCUAUCCUGUUCUCGUUAUACAUGUUACCUCUAGGAGACAUUAUCAGGAAACAUAACAUAAGUUUUCACUGCUAUGCGGAUGAUACCCAGCUUUACAUCUCCUCACAUCCCAGCGAAACACACACGUUUUCUAAGCUAACAGACUGCCUUAGCGAUGUUAGUGACUGGAUGGCACAUAACUUUCUUAAGCUGAACUCCAAUAAGACAGAGAUACUUAUUAUUGAACCGAAUCGCUACAAACAUAAUAUGUCAGAUUACACGUUGCACAUAGAUGGCUGCACUGUGGUGCCAUCUUCCACGGUAAGGAACUUAGGUGUGAUGUUCGACAGCAACUUAUCUUUCGAUAGUCAUAUCGCCAACGUCUGCCGUACAGCUUUCUUCCACCUUAGAAAUAUCUCGAAAAUACGCCAUAUACUGUCUACAUCUGACGCAGAGAAGCUUAUCCAUGCUUUUAUGACCUCUAGAAUAGACUAUUGUAACUCGCUACUCGGGGGAUGCCAUGCAAAUCAAGUAAACAAGCUUCAGCUAGUUCAAAACGCUUCCGCAAGGGUACUUACUCGAUCUAAAAAGUACGACCACAUAAGCCCAAUUCUGGCAUCUUUACACUGGCUACCAGUUAAAUAUCGCAUACAAUUUAAAA